Messenger RNA from Moneuplotes crassus, 1119 nucleotides. Lineage: Eukaryota; Ciliophora; Spirotrichea; Euplotida; Euplotidae. The record is from the annotation of a GenBank genome assembly.
AUGGAGGAAAAAGAAAACAAUGGUAAAGGCAUGAAAAAAUUCAGCAGACAUUUGAUUCAGGAAGAGCAAUCAUUAAGCUUGAGUAUUGAAGAAAAGGAGGAAGAGCCUUCUGAUGCAGAAGUUGAUAAUUCAAUGUAUGCCAGUCCUUGGCAGUGGAUUCCUCUCUCAAUCCUUACGGCAAUACUUUUUGCAUCCGGAAAUGCAAUGGUAAGCUCAUUAGCAAAGUUCACAUACUUGACAAGAGUAAUUCAAGGACCAGGAAGUGUUUUAUGAUGUGGUGUUCUUCUCACAAUGGUCUCAAUAUUUGAUCAUCGUAGAGGAAAGCCUAAUUGGUUUAAAAGGCUGUAUUUCGAGCAUCCUCAUCACAGUUUAAAGAACCAAGGGAUUAGAUAUCCAAGAGUUGCUCUAACAGUGGGCUGUGUGAUUGUUCUUGCCAUUCAAUUUUAUGCAUUUGUUAUGAGUUAUUACUAUGCAAACAAAGCUGGAAUAAACAAUGGGAUUAUCAUGGCAAUAUACACUACCAAGCCAAUAUUUAAUGCUUUUGCAUUCAGAUUCUUAUACCAUCAAAAAUUAAGAUAUUUUGAAAUUAUUGGGAUUUUAUUGUGCACAGUUUCUAUCAUUCUUAUUGGUCUUUCACAAAAAUCAGAUAAUGAAGGACACAAGAGAUUCUAUAUGUUUCUCUCUAUGGGGCUUAUGGUAAUAUCUGCUUUCUUAGAAGCUCUAAUUGCUAUCGUAGCAAAGUAUUUCCUUGCUUUUAAAGACAACAAAGUAAAUGUGUCUUCUUUUUACGCUUUCUUUAUUGGGAUACUUGACAGUAUUGGCUCUAUCAUCUUUAUUGUUCUUUUGAGUACAGGAUUAGAUAUAACUUGGAAGGAGAUCGGCCUUGCCCAAGUAUCGAGCAUUCUAUAUUCAUUAGGCCAGUUCAUAAUGGCCUUUGCCAUCCUAAAAGGCAAAGCUGGAACGGCAAGUGCUCUGGUAGAAACUGUAGGAGUGUAUCAAACUAUUAUUGAAGCAAUAGCUUACUCAAGGUUUCCAAAUAUCUGGCAGAUUUUUGGGAUGGCAUGAGCAUUUUCAGCAUCUAUCAUUAUAGUUCUUGGAUAUCAUUUCUCAAGAAGAUAA